AUGGCCGAAGCAUCGAAACCACCGCCGAAGAGGCGGAUGAGAGUACAGAAGUCAUGCACAGAAUGCCAAAGAAGGAAGCAAAAGUGCAUACUCCGGCGGCCAGACGACCCCUGCGUGAACUGCUCGAGGCGCUUCCCUCCGGUGGAGUGUACCAUCACGCAGGUCGAGUCGAUCCCGAAGUUGGCCUAUGAGGAUCAAGUCCUCACGUUUGAGCUGCCUUCCUUCUCUGUGGGGUCUGGCAAAGGACCCGACUUACCAUUCUUGAAUCACGACUCGAGUGAUACGCUUAGCAAAUCGGUAGCGAAGCGGUCUAGCAGUUCAGAUGGAUCAUGGCCAGAUUCGAGAAGAUCCUCGAACGGCCAGCAAGAUGGGCAAAAGGCCCUAGUCACCGCGAAGACUCGGUCCAACCUCUUCCUCGAUGGCCACGGCGACCCAUCGGCGUUGUCCCACAACAUCAUUGCGUCCGUCGGCGGCUUGCUCACGGAAGUCACCACCCUUAACGGAAUGCCACUGCCUCAGGGGCCCAGAACCACGGAACUGCUUCAUUUCUAUAUUCGAGUCGUCGCUCCUAAUAUGGUGUCAAUUGACGGUGAGAGCCAGCCUCCAGUCUUUCUCGCCGAGGUCCUGCCCUGGAUGCUCCAGUCUCCUUUGUUUCCCAACAUUGGGAUCCUCAUGUCUUCAAUGACUCAGUCGCUCGAGCAAGGGCUGGAGGUCACCAAGAACCCAGAGUCGCUCGCGAUCAAAGCUCGAGUCUUGUCAAUAAUCGCCGAAUACAUGGCACGACCUUUCGACGCGAUCGCUGUCGAAAUGGUCCGCACCGUUGUGAAUCUGGUGGUCAUGGAGUGGUUUUGGGGUGCCGAUGAAAGCAUGUUCGCGCACAUGAGAGGCAUCAAAAGAAUGAUCGGGCUGCGAAAUGGCAUGAGGGGCUUGAAGGACAUCGUUGGCGAGUCCAUCAUGAUUCUGACCGAUUAUGAGAUUGCGUGCUGCUUCGAGACGGAUCUCUAUUGGCAGGAGAACGACCCAGUCCGAGAUGAGGAAAUACCAAUCCCAACAGCGUGGCCCGACCGGUACGAUAGUCCACUGUUGGGGUCGUCGACGAGCUUUGAAAGCAUCGCGGAAAAGUUUGGAAUGUGUGUGGAAACGGCAAGAAUCCUCGACGACGUGCGUUUCCUCACGAUGUCUGUCACUUCGGUGGCGACAAUGCCGACGGGUGCUCCGAAGAUCCGAAGCACUGCGUCGUGGCUGUACGAUAAGCUACGAGGCAUGCCAGGUCUGCGGCCCACAGCGACCAGCUCAGAGGCGGACUGGAUGCGUGAGACGAUCAGGCUCGCGGCUCUGAUCUACAGCUGGGCGGUGAAGUCUCUCCGCCAAAUUUCAGAGUUUGACGAUCAGGAGGUGCUCGAGGACGCGUACACGGCAAUGAGAAGGGUGAGGCUCGUGACCUGGAAGAAGAUGCCGGGGGUUUUCUUGUGGAUCAUGUUGGUGGCGGCACCCAACGCGGGACCGGACGCCAAGGGCAGAUUUGUCCGGAGGAAAAUGGCCGUGACCGGGCUCUCGAUCGGGUUUGAGGACUUCGUGCUCGGGAUAUCGUAUCUGAAAUCAUUCUGGACCGUCCAGCAGUGGAUCGCCAAGGAGGGCGAUGCAGGAGUGCAGCGGCUUGAGGACAAGUGGUCGAAGCUGGAACUGGAGCAGCAACUGAGAAGGGAAACGGAGCCGGAGCCCAACAGAACGGAACGAUGUCGGUCAGGCUCUAGAGUUGGUAAGAGAGUUGGGUAG
Colletotrichum karsti is the source of this 1776-nucleotide messenger RNA. RefSeq lists its product as uncharacterized. Gene Ontology annotation, molecular function: DNA-binding transcription factor activity, RNA polymerase II-specific; zinc ion binding. Gene Ontology annotation, biological process: regulation of DNA-templated transcription. The transcript is spliced from 6 exons. The record is from RefSeq and is a predicted model, not a curated record. NCBI's taxonomy places the organism in Eukaryota, Fungi, Ascomycota, Sordariomycetes, Glomerellales, Glomerellaceae. The coding region runs from base 1 to 1776 and encodes 591 amino acids.